AUGCUGAUACCUGACACCCGGCCACAGGAGUCGACUCUCCACCUUGUCCUCCGCCUCCGUGGUGGUAUCAUUGAGCCCUCGCUCAAGGCCCUUGCCUCCAAGUUCAACUGCGAGAAGAUGAUCUGCCGCAAGUGUUACGCUCGUCUCCCGCCUCGUGCGACCAACUGCCGCAAGCGCAAGUGCGGUCACACUAACCAGCUCCGCCCCAAGAAGAAGCUCAAAUAA
This is a messenger RNA of Chaetomium globosum CBS 148.51, 225 nucleotides long. Its product is annotated as ubiquitin. Gene Ontology annotation, cellular component: ribosome. Gene Ontology annotation, biological process: translation. The transcript is spliced from 3 exons. The record is from RefSeq and is a predicted model, not a curated record. Lineage: Eukaryota; Fungi; Ascomycota; Sordariomycetes; Sordariales; Chaetomiaceae. Bases 1 to 225 code for a protein of 74 amino acids. Gene Ontology annotation, molecular function: structural constituent of ribosome.